AUGGAGUUUAUUUUGAUGGUCACUUCUGAUUUCCUUUUACUGCUGAUGAUACAGGAUCUGUGUGUACUCCGUGGCUGUUGCUGGGAUCCUCAGAAUGAAACACAUGUACCUUGGUGCUACUUUUCAAAAAACCAUGGGUACCAAGUUCAAGGAAGCAUAUCAGAUACAAAUUCAGGAUUUGAAGCUACUCUAGUAAGACUACCUUCUCCGUCCCUGUUUGGAAGUGAUAUUGAAAAGGUUCGCCUCACCGCGGAAUACCAAACAGCAAACCGAUUUCAUUUUAAGAUUACAGAUCCUGCCAACAAAGAUAGAUAUGAAGUCCCACAUGAAAACAUUCAACCUUUUCAGGGAUCUAAAGCAACCAAUUUAAUGUAUCGAGUAGAAGUCACAGAAAAUCCUUUUGGAAUCAGUGUGAUCAGGAAUAGCAAUAAUAAAGUCCUCUUCAACACCAGUAUAGGACCUCUCAUAUAUGCGGACCAGUUCUUGCAGCUUUCCAUUAGAGUGCCUAGCUGGAAUGUUUAUGGCGUAGGAGAACAUGUGCAUAGACAAUAUCGGCAUGAUUUUAACUGGAAAACAUGGCCUAUCUUUACCCGGGAUGCUUUUCCUAAUGGGGAUAUGAGCAACCUGUAUGGUGCUCAGACUUUCUUCUUAUGUCUGGAAGAUAAGAGUGGACAUUCAUUUGGAGUAUUCCUUAUGAACAGUAAUGCCAUGGAUUUUGCUCUUCAACCUGCUCCUGCUGUAACAUACAGGACAAUUGGUGGACUUUUAGAUUUCUACGUCUUCUUAGGAAAUACUCCAGAGCAAGUAGUCCAAGAAUAUCUAUUGUUAAUAGGGCUUCCAUGGAUGCCUUCCUAUUGGAAUCUCGGUUUCCAUAUCUGUCGAUGGAAUUACACUGAUCUAAAUGAUGUGAAAGUUGUAGUGGAAAGAAAUCGUGCAGCUGGAAUACCUUAUGAUGUUCAAUAUACUGAUAUUGACUACAUGGAAGAUAAGAAAGAUUUCACUUAUGAUAAGAUAAACUUUGCAGGCCUCCCUGAAUUUGUCCAAGACCUUCAUGACCAUGGACAGAAAUAUGUCCUCAUACUGGAUCCUGCCAUCUCUGUCAAUAAUCUCAUGAACAAUACCCCUUACGAAGCCUAUGUAAGGGGAGAACGGAUGAAAGUGUGGAUAAAUGAAUCAGAUGGAAUAAGCCCUCUUAUUGGGGAAGUGUGGCCAGGAACAACAGUCUUCCCUGAUUUUUCCAGUCCUGAAGCUGUUCAGUGGUGGGUGUAUGAGUGCAACAAUUUUCACAAAACAAUUCAUUUCGAUGGAUUGUGGAUUGACAUGAAUGAAGUAUCCAAUUUUGUCAAAGGAUCAAAAACUGGUUGUGCAGCAAACAAUUUAAACUACCCACCUUUUACUCCCAGAUUUAUUGGAUAUGUUGUAGGUACAAGUGCUAUGUUGAAACCUACCUUUCAUUUCCUCCAAAUUUUUCAUCCCAGUAAAAUAUACCGAUUUCUUAAUGCCAUAAAUUUAGUUGUUUUCAGAGCACUCAAGACUACUUUCCGUGAAAGUAGAAGCUUCCUCCUUUCCCGAUCAACAUUUUCUGGUUCUGGAAAAUUCACAGGACAUUGGCUGGGAGAUAAUUUUGCAACUUGGAAUGAUAUUAAGUGGUCUAUACCAGGAAUAUUAGAAUUUGGUCUAUUUGGAUAUCCUUUUAUUGGGGCAGAUAUUUGUGGGUUCCUUGAAGACGUCUCAGAAGAACUUUGUAGACGAUGGUUGCAACUUGGAGCAUUUUACCCAUUUUCUAGGAAUCACAAUGCUGCAGCAUAUGCUCCUAAAGAUCCAGCAUAUUUUGGACACAAUUCACUUUUGGUGAAUUCAACGAAACACUACUUGACAAUACGUUAUACUUUGUUGCCAUAUCUCUAUACCCUGUUUUAUAAAGCACAUGCCCGGGGAGAGACAGUUGCAAGACCUGUUCUACAUGAAUUCUACUCUGAUGAAGCUACCUGGAGCAUAGACAGACAAUUCUUGUGGGGACCUGGAUUACUUAUUACUCCAGUCUUAGAUCCGGGUGUUGAUACGGUAACAGCAUACAUUCCUGAUGCUGUGUGGUAUGAGUAUGAGACAGGUAUAAAAGCACCUUGCAGAAAACAAGAGUGUCAAAUGUUCCUUCCAGAAAACAAACUUGGACUUCAUCUUAGAGGAGGAUACAUCUUUCCUAUUCAACAACCAGCCAACACAACUGUUUACAGCCGUACAAAGCCUAUGGGACUUAUAAUUGCUUUAGAUGAGAAUGGAGAAGCAACUGGAGACUUAUUCUGGGAUGAUGGAAUAACAAGAGAUACAGUGGCAAAUAAAAAGUAUCUCUUAUAUAACUUUACUGUCACCAAUAAAGUCUUAACUAUGGCAGUGAAACAUAAAGGCUAUAUAGAUCCAAAUAAUCUGAUAUUUGAGAACAUCAAGAUUAUUGGGUUACCCCUUGAGCCUUCAGAUGUGAAAGUGACCUCAAAUAAUGAGGCUCAAUCAUAUAACUUGAGUGUCAAGUACAAUGCUGCAGACAAGGUUGCUCAUAUAACUGGUCUUCAUCUUAAAUUGGGGGAAGAACAUACAAUAUCCUGGAAACAGACUUUAAGAGAUAUCGACAAAUUUGACUGUCAUCCUGAAGAACGUGCAUCAAAAGAAAAAUGUGAAGCUCUUCGCUGCAUAUGGGAACCUUCUGCUGUUGCUGAUGUUCCAGACUGCUACUAUCCUUCUGACAAUGGUUACAUGGUUGACCAAAUUGAAUAUACAUCAUCUGGUUUAACAGCCAAUCUUGGUAGAACCACUGACUUUGUUAGACUUUCAGGACAGCAAGUCCCCCUCAUUGACAAUCUUCAUUUGGAAGUAAAAUAUCAUGACAAUAACAUGCUUCAAUUUAAGAUUUAUGAUUAUAGUAAAAAGAGAUUUGAAGUUCCAGUGCCUCUGAAUCUUCCCCAAACACCUGUAAGUACUCUGGAAAACCGUCUGUAUGAAGUGUCAAUUCAGAACCACCCAUUUGGAAUUCAAGUUCGGCGCAAAAGCACUGGGACAGUCCUCUGGGAUUCCCAGUUACCUGGCUUCACCUUCAGUGAUAUGUUCAUUCAGAUUUCAACUCGCCUACCUUCACAGUUUGUAUAUGGGUUUGGGGAAACAGAACAUAAACAAUUCCAGCAUGAAAUGAAUUGGAAAACUUGGCCAAUGUUUGCAAGGGAUCAGUCUCCUGGAUAUAGAUUUAACACUUAUGGAGUUCACCCUUUUUAUAUGGCCUUGGAAGAAGAUGGCAAUGCUCAUGGAGUCCUAUUGUUGAACAGUAAUGGAAUGGAGGUAAAAUUCCAGCCAACUCCUGCUUUAACCUACCGUACCAUUGGAGGAAUUUUGGACUUUUACAUGGUUUUGGGUCCAACUCCAGAACAAGUUGUUCAAAAAUAUACCGCACUCAUUGGACGUCCAGUUUUACCUCCAUAUUGGGGUUUAGGAUUCCAGUUGUGUCGAUAUGGCUACAAAGAUGAUGCAGAAAUAUCUGAAUUGUAUGAUAACAUGAAAGCAGCUAACAUAUCAUAUGAUGUACAAUAUGCCGAUAUUGACUACAUGGAGCGGCAGUUGGAUUUCACUUUAAGUCCCAAUUUUGCAAAUCUUCCAGCUCUGAUUAACAGAAUAAAAAAGGAUGGAAUGAGAUUUGUCAUCAUUUUGGAUCCAGCCAUCUCAGGAAAUGAAACUGAUUAUCCUGCUUUCACAAGAGGACUUCGGGAUGAUGUUUUCAUUAAGUGGCCUAAUAGCAAUGAUAUUGUGUGGGGGAAGGUGUGGCCAUAUCUUCCUGGCAUUGCUAUAAAUUCAUCACUCAGUUGGGAUGAUAAAGUGAAAUUUUACAGUGCUUGGACUGCUUUCCCAGAUUUUUUUCGCAAAUCUACAGCUCAGUGGUGGAAAAAAGAAAUUGAAGAAGUCUACAAUAACCCCAUCAAUCAAUCACAAAGCAUCAAGUUUGAUGGACUAUGGAUUGAUAUGAAUGAACCUGCAAAUUUUGUCAAUGGUGCAGUUACUGGUUGCAGGAGCCCUGAACUAAAUAAUCCUAUAUAUAUGCCAGACAUUCUGGGAAAACAUGUGGGACUGAAUGAGAAAACCAUGUGUAUGGAAAGUGAACAAAUUCUGCCUGAUGGAAGCCCAGUUCGACAUUAUGAUGUCCACAAUUUAUAUGGAUGGUCACAAUCUAAGCCUACCUAUGAUGCUCUGCAUAGUAUCACUGGGGAACGUGGCAUUGUCAUUUCUCGUUCAACAUAUCCAUCGAGUGGCAAAUGGGUAGGGCAUUGGUUAGGUGAUAAUGUUUCAAAAUGGGACCAACUUUACAAAUCCAUAAUUGGUAUGUUGGAAUUUAGCCUUUUUGGAAUAUCCUAUACUGGAGCAGAUAUCUGUGGCUUCAAUGACAAUACAACGUAUGAAUUGUGUGCCCGUUGGAUGCAGUUGGGUGCCUUUUACCCGUAUUCUAGAAAUCAUAAUGGCAUUGGAUUUAUCAAGCAAGACCCUGUAGCCUUUAAUAAGGAAUUUGAAGACAUAUCCAGGAACGUGCUCAAUACCAGAUAUACUUUGCUUCCAUAUCUGUACACAUUAAUGUAUGAUGCCCAUGCCCACGGCAGCACUGUUGUGCGCCCUUUACUUCAUGAAUUUACAGAUGAUAAAGCAACAUGGAGUAUAUAUGAGCAGUUUCUAUGGGGACCUGCAUUGCUCAUUAGUCCUGCACUACAUGAAAACACUACAGAAGUGGGAGCUUACUUUCCAGAUGCGCGCUGGUAUGAUUAUUACACAGAUGAAAACAUUGGUACAAGGCGGCAGCAGAGAAAAUUGCCAACUCCUCUUGAUCACAUCAAUCUUCAUGUCAGAGGUGGCUAUAUUAUCCCAUGGCAGCUACCUGGUUUAAACACCAAGGCCAGUCGAAAAAAUGUAAUGGGACUUACAAUUGCUUUGGAUGAUAAUGGAACUUCUCAAGGACUUCUUUAUUGGGAUGAUGGAACAACAAUUGAUGCAUAUGAGAAAGGACUUUACCUCUUACACACGUUUAAUGUCAGUCAGAAUGUCUUGGAUAUCAGGAUUGCCCAUCAAGGAUAUUUUGACCCAAAUAACUUAAAAUUUGGUGAAGUAAAAGUCUUAGGGGCCCAAUUCAACUCCUCUCCAAGUGUGGUUGUACUUCAGAAUGAUGCAAUAAUUCCAUCUACUCACAAAGUAAUGUAUAACUCUACAAGUCAGGCAAUGCAUAUUACAGAUCUUCACCUUUUCCUGGGCCAAGCUUAUGCACUACGAUGGAACUAGCAUCUCUUAUACAACACAGAAAACCACUUUGUUCAUCUGUACUUAUCACAAGUUUAUCAUUCUUAAACACAAAUAAGUUCAUUUUUGGAUGUUUUCAAAAUACAACUAUUCUGGAAAACAGUAGAUUGACUCCAUUAUUAAGUAGAUCUGACUUUACAAGGUUCAAUAAUCAAAGAGCAAAAGUCCAUAUUUCAUUCUUGAUUAAACAAGUGCAACUUGUUUAACCCAAUGCUAACUCAAAAUAUUUGAUAAACUUUAUCUCAAUGUGAACUUUAAUAUUUACAUAAAUGGUUCAUUGCAAUUUCAGUUCAGCACUUUAAAACAUAUCCUUGUGAGUUUUAAAUGGUUUUCUCCAUGAAGACUCCAACAAUAGGUAAUUUCUGAAUAGAAAAAAAAAGGUUUUCUGAAUGGAAAACCAAUUUAUGUUCUAUAUCUGAUAAUGCUAUGCUAGAAAUGCCAGUUUUUGCAUAGGGCAUAACUCGGUAUAUUUGCUGUUCUUGGGUCUUGUGAAUAACUGCUAUUAGACUGUGUUAUUAUAAUUUGAGUAAAAGUCAAUAUUGGAACCAGAGCUCUUUUCUUUUAUUAUUUUCAAUAAAUAUACUGUAUGAGCAAGAUUUGAAGUUAAGCCUUAACAUCUUGUUUCUAAAGAGAUCUAUUAUCCCAUCAUUUGCUCAGCUUCUGAAGAACCACUCAGUCAUUUUUUUUUGUCAAAUAUUUCAAUUUGGAUCAGAAAAACAAACCACUUUUAAAAUUUAUGGCUGCAUAUGAGAGGUAAACAUUAGGGAACUAAUAAAGGAUUAAGGGAAUUGUUCCUUAUGUCAGUAGAUAGCCGAAGAUGCUUCCAUGCAUAUUUGAAUUCAACUUAGUUCCACAUAAUUAAAAUGCAAUUCUUCACACACCUAUCUGGGAGAAAAUCCUGAUAAGCUGAAAAUAACUUUUGAAAAAUGCAUGUGACUUGUCUAAACUACUAUUUCUGUCAUACAUUUAUUUUU
Messenger RNA from Protobothrops mucrosquamatus (brown spotted pit viper), 6290 nucleotides. Its product is annotated as maltase-glucoamylase, intestinal-like. Lineage: Eukaryota; Metazoa; Chordata; Lepidosauria; Squamata; Viperidae. Gene Ontology annotation, biological process: carbohydrate metabolic process. The record is from RefSeq and is a predicted model, not a curated record. Gene Ontology annotation, molecular function: alpha-1,4-glucosidase activity; carbohydrate binding.